AAAACAGCCGAUUUUUGACAGCUAUCACGACACGUAAGUGCAUCAAACAAAUAUUUCCCAGUCUUAUUUACGUAAAUUCGUAUUCCUACUUCAAACAAUAAUGGGUGACUUCUCAAACCCUGAAUUAUACUGGAAUAAACAGGCCGAAGUGCCCUUACAACAGGGCUACUACGAACAGGAUUAUCAGCAAUUUUCCAACCAACAAUUAGAUUUUAAGUCAAAUGAAGAGUAUACUGCUGAAUAUGCGAAUCAAAGUUACGGCCAACCGUAUCCCACAAGUUUCUACAAUCCUAAUGAUUAUGAGGUGCCAAAGAUGGGAGAUGAAGACCUGGAUGAACCGCCGUUACUAGAAGAGCUAGAAAUUUACCCGGAUCGAAUUUUAGAGAAAGUUUUGGCAGUUUUAAACCCUUUAAGGGGUCACAGUUUAGCCGACGACGCCGAAUACCUCACGAAAGACGCAGACUUGGCGGGCCCUGUCUUUUUUUGUCUUGCCUUAGCCAUGCUGCUCCUCUUGGCCGGUAAAUCGCAGUCUUUCGGUUACAUUUAUGGUUUUUCAACGAUCUCCUGCGUGCUCACUUAUUGUCUUUUAUCACUGAUGACUAGUGCAGAACAUGCAUUUACUUUAAGUACAGUGGCAUCGAUUCUGGGUUACUGUCUCAUCCCCAUUGUUGGGUUGAGCUUUUUGGGAGUUUUUUUUAAACUGAGCGGCACCGUGGGGAUCAUUUUGGCCGCGGCGGCUGUUUUUUGGGCCAGUUUUUCCGCUUCCAGGCUGUUUGUAGCCGUGUCCGGAGAUAAACAGCAACAGCCCCUGAUUAUGUAUCCUUCUGCUUUGGUUUAUGGAGUAUUUGUGUUGUUGGUUUUGUUCUAAGUAUAGUACUUAUAUAAGAAGAGUUCGUUUAAUGUGGAAUAUAUGUGUAUGAUACUA
Messenger RNA from Anthonomus grandis grandis, 925 nucleotides. RefSeq names its product protein YIPF5 (gene Yip1d1). The transcript has 2 exons. Gene Ontology annotation, cellular component: trans-Golgi network. The record is from RefSeq and is a predicted model, not a curated record. NCBI's taxonomy places the organism in Eukaryota, Metazoa, Arthropoda, Insecta, Coleoptera, Curculionidae. The coding region runs from base 101 to 868 and encodes 255 amino acids. Gene Ontology annotation, biological process: endoplasmic reticulum to Golgi vesicle-mediated transport; vesicle fusion with Golgi apparatus.